This is a messenger RNA of Dromiciops gliroides (monito del monte), 3654 nucleotides long. It is a transcript of the gene SLC45A3, whose product is annotated as solute carrier family 45 member 3. Gene Ontology annotation, cellular component: membrane. Gene Ontology annotation, biological process: transmembrane transport. NCBI's taxonomy places the organism in Eukaryota, Metazoa, Chordata, Mammalia, Microbiotheria, Microbiotheriidae. Gene Ontology annotation, molecular function: sucrose:proton symporter activity. The record is from RefSeq and is a predicted model, not a curated record. The transcript is spliced from 5 exons. Bases 492 to 2150 code for a protein of 552 amino acids.
UGAGGCUGUCUUUGCUCUCCCGACUGUGGGUGGGGUGGAGUUCACAGUGCUGGGCGAGGUGACGAGGGGAUCCCCAUUGCCCCCCUUUCCUUUCCACACAUACGUGGUUCUUGGGGGACACCUGGAGACCUGAUGAUUGGAGCAAGAGACGGGGAUUCUUUGUUCCGGACUUGAUUGCCCGUCAGGUUCUCCAGCCCUUAGGUGCUUCCUCUGGGUGUGGAGGAAGGAGUUGUGCAGACCAGGAGGAUCAGAGUUGCUAAGAUGUGCCCACAUCGAGGAGUCUUUCUGCCACAGGACACUUGGCAUGGUCAAGGAAACCUAGCCUGAAUCAGGGUGACAGUAGAGAUGAGGGGUUCCUGCAUGAGCCAGAGGCAGCUGGGAGCUGAGAACAAGAGGAAAGGUCUCGGGACCUGGAGCACAGCUGAGCCUUGUUCCUGCUGUGUCAUCUGAUUCACAGUUCCCAUAUUCCCCGACUUUUUUCUUGGCGGGCCAUGGCCCAGAAGCUGUGGACAACCCGGCUGCUAAGGCAUCGGAAAACCCAACUCCUGCUGGUCAAUCUGCUGACCUUUGGCUUAGAAGUCUGCCUGGCCGCAGGGAUCACCUAUGUGCCACCCUUGCUACUAGAAGUUGGGGUGGAAGAGAAGUUUAUGACAAUGGUCCUGGGCAUUGGCCCUGUCCUGGGCCUGGUAUCUGUCCCCUUCCUGGGCUCAGCCAGUGAUCAAUGGCGUGGGCGGUAUGGACGCCGCCGCCCCUUCAUUUGGGCCCUGUCCCUGGGUGUGCUGUUGAGUCUCUUUCUCAUUCCUCGAGCGAGUCGCCUGGCCGGGCUGGUGUACCCAGAUGCUCGGCCCCUGGAGCUGGCGCUGCUGAUCCUGGGUGUGGGGCUGCUGGACUUCUGUGGCCAGGUGUGCUUCACCCCACUGGAGGCUUUACUCUCUGACCUUUUCCGGGACCCAGACCAUUGCCGUCAGGCUUUCUCGGUGUACGCCUUCAUGAUCAGUUUGGGAGGCUGCCUGGGAUACCUGCUGCCAGCCAUUGACUGGGACGCCAGCGCCCUGGCCCCUUAUCUGGGCACCCAGGAGGAGUGUCUCUUUGGCCUGCUCACCCUCAUCUUCCUUACCUGCAUGGCAGCCACACUGCUAGUGGCCGAGGAGGCAGCCCUGGGCUCGUCGGAUCCCCCCGAGGGGCUCCCGGUCCUCACUGCGCCUUCUCGCUGCUGCCCAUGCCGGGCCCGCCUCGCAUUCCGGAACCUGGCCACCCUGCUGCCCCGUCUCCACAGGCUCUGCUGCCGAGUGCCCCGAGCCUUGCGUCGGCUCUUUGUGGCCGAGCUGUGCAGCUGGAUGGCGCUCAUGACUUUCACCCUCUUCUACACUGAUUUUGUAGGUGAAGGGCUAUAUCAGGGUGUGCCCAGGGCUGAACCUGGCACCGAUGCCCGGCGACACUAUGACGAAGGUGUGCGCAUGGGCAGCCUGGGGCUCUUCCUGCAGUGUAUGAUCUCCUUGCUCUUUUCACUGGGCAUGGACCGGCUGGUGCAUCGCUUUGGCACCCGGGCGGUGUACCUGGCCAGCGUGUUCGCCUUCCCAGUGGCUGCUGGUGUGACGUGCCUGUCCCGGAGCGUGCCUGUGGUCACUGCUUCAGCUGCCCUUACAGGCUUCACAUUCUCUGCCCUGCAGAUACUGCCUUACACCUUGGCCUCGCUCUACCACCGUGAGAAGCAGGUAUUCCUGCCCAAAUACAGAGGGGACACUGGCAGCAACAGCAGUGGCGACAGCCUGACCACCAGCUUCUUGGCCGGCCCCAAAGCCGGGGGACCUUUUCCUAAUGGACACUCAGGGGCUGCGGGCACCGGCCUCUUUCCUCCCUCACCCCCGCUGUGUGGGGCCUCCCCUUGUGAUGUGUCGGUGAGGAUGGUAGUCGGGGAAGCAGCCGAGCCCGUGGGCCCGGGCCGGGGCAUCUGUCUGGACUUGGCCAUCCUGGACAGUGCCUUCCUUCUCUCCCAAGUGGCACCAUCUUUAUUCAUGGGUUCCAUUGUCCAACUGAGCCAGUCGGUCACGGCCUACAUGGUGUCCGCAGCAGGCCUUGGGGUGAUAGCCAUCUAUUUUGCCACUCAGGUGGUGUUUGACAAAAGUGACUUGGCUAAGUGUUCCAUCUAGGUGUCUCCUGACCCCUGGGAGACGGGCCAGAGCAAGAGCCUGCCCCUCCUCCCCCUCCUUUUAUAGCUUUCUCCUUCCCUCCAUUUCCCUGUCUGUCCUCUCCAUUCUCACUUUGUCCGAGACUUGGCUUGGGAGCUGCUGAGAAUCACAGCUCAGCCCCCCUCCCAGGGUUUCCUCCUCCCCUUCCCACUUGGAGUCUGUGGUUCCCAAAAUCUCAUCCCUAUCCUUGCCACAGUGGGGUGAGGCAGCUCUUUACUGCCCCCCGGUGGUUGUGAAGCGCUUAGCUGAAGAGAUGAUUGAUGAGCCGGUGCCUAGGGGAUUGUAUUGCACCCUCCCUCUCUUCAUUCCCUUGCAGACUUUAGGGGUCAUCAAAGCAGAGGAGCAGCAGAGCCCCAGGGCAGCUGUGGGUGGCCUAAUAAGCCUCAAGUUCUGGCUUCUGGCUGUGGGGCUGGGGUACACAGUGGGAGGAGGUACUCACUGGGGGCUUCAUGUUAACUCUAUGGGAAACACUUGAGUCUGUAGGACCUUCCCUCCAGUCAGGACAGAUGGGAAAAGGGGAUUCUUUGGGGGUGGGGGGCAGAGGCCAGCUCCCCUCUGCCCACCCCAGCCCCUCCCCGCGAAGCUCUAAUACCUCUUCUCUGCACUUGGAGAUUUCUCCCGAGCCUGCUGCUCCCCAGCAAGUUAUAGCCUGAAACUCUCCCCGACCUCCACCCCAGGAUUGGAAAAUGAAACAAAAUCCCUUUUUAUGAGACUUUUGCCCAAACCCUAGUGCUGUCCUUUUCUGCUGCUUCCUCGACCCUCACCCUGUAUCUGAUCAAUGCCUGGAAACUCUUCCCCAUUCAACUGGACAGGUCUUGGGUUUCUGUAUUUAACACCAGCACUGUUUAAACAUUUAACUUAUUUAAUUACCAGAGUAGGAGGCUGUUGCUAACUCUCUGCCCAGUGGGCUUAGGAUACUAGAUCUUUCAGGGCCUGGUCCCCUGUUGGUUGAGCCAAACCUGUCAUCUCCAGCUUCUAGAAACUAAAUAAUAAGGAUGUCUAUGACUUAGCCAGUUGUCAGAGGCUAAAAAAAUGUCUCACAAAAUGGUUCCCACAGUGCCUUGGCUUACCUGUCCCUUUCGGUUUUCCUCCAUGCAGCAUCCCCCUCUGCUCCUCUCCCUAGCAUCCCUUCUCAAUAGCUCCACUGCCUUGGUUCUAUCUCUACCCUGUGAGCUUGAGGUCUGUUUUCCUUGGUACUGGGACCCCUUCCCCUGCCCCUUGCUGUGUUGUCCCUAGGCCUCUUGCCUAUCUCAGACCCUAAAGGCAUGCACUGUGCCAUGGGGAACACAGGAUCUCAGGAGCACCCCUGUCUGGGCCAGGAGGUCUUACCUCAGGGGUGUAAAUGCUGUUUGCAAUAAUGUUUUAUGUCUUAUUUAUUUAGCUAAGUGAAUAUUUUGUACAGUGUGCAAGCAAUCAGAGUAUAAAGUUUAUUAAGAUGAAAUAAAGAAGCUUCCUAUAUAUUUAA